Molecule: messenger RNA, 1365 nt
Organism: Cuscuta campestris
Lineage: Eukaryota; Viridiplantae; Streptophyta; Magnoliopsida; Solanales; Convolvulaceae
Source: the annotation of a GenBank genome assembly
GGCCUAUUCAAUUCCAUCAAGUGAGUAAUAAAAAGUUAGUUCCAUCAAACAUAACUCUGGAAGAGAUGUCUGACUAUUUGCCUCCGGAAGUCGUCACGCUCAUCCUCAGCCGACUCCCGGUGGAAUCGGCGGUGAAAUGCACCGCCGUGUGCAAAUCCUGGUACGCUCUCAUAAAAGAUCCCUCUUUCAUUUCAACUCAUCUGCAACAGGCUCUGUUGUCUCUUCACCACAACGACCUCCUCCUUCUCAGUUUUGUUAGAGAUGGAAGAGUGUUUUGUCGUUUGCAUCGCGAUGAUGAUGCUACCUUUGGAGAUUAUAAGCAGUUCCGACCCUUGGAGUUUGGGUUUGGGUUUUUUGUAGUGGGUACCUGUAAAGGGUUGAUUUGUCUCGCAAUGGAUGCUGACCCUACUUGGAAUAAUAUAAUUUUAUGGAAUCCUUCCAUUCACAAGCAUUUCACUCUGCCCAACCCUGAUUUGCCCUACAGCAAGUCCCAUGAUUCUAACCUUGGUUUUGGGUUUGAUUCGGUAUCAAAUGACUUCAAGGUACUUGUAUUUCUUCAUUUCAGACGCAGAGAAAGUGUAGUCAUUGAAGUUUGGUUGUUUUCCUUAAAUAGACUUUCUUGGACGAGGCAUCGUGAAGUGAUGAGUCCGAAUGAGAGCAUGUUUAGUCCUUGGGAUGCCGUCUUUGCGAAAGGUGUUUUGCAUUGCCCUGCUCUUUUUUGGGACUCGAAGAAGGGCCAUUCCUCACAUAUGAUUUCGGCUUUUGAUAUGAGCACCGAAAGGUUUUAUGUGAUGAAUUUUCCUGAAACUUUAGCUAAUGAUAUGGAGUAUGAAAUGUCUUUGGUUCAAUAUGAAGAAUCCAUUGCGGUGGUUAGAAGAAGAAGAAGAAGAAGAAGAAGAAGAAAUAGAUAUUUAGACGACAGGCAAUUUGAGCUGUGGGUCAUGAAGGAGUACGGUGUAAGUAGUUCGUGGACAAAGGUGUUCCAUUCAAUUGACGAAAACGGUGCGUUCGUUUUUGGUCCCGACUUCAUUAUUGAUGUAUUCGGGGUUAGGAAGAAAGGAAAAGUUUUAUUGAAAGUGAGAAGGGAGCAUGAGGAGGGGCACAACCUAGCCACAUUGGAUUUAAACGGCCAACAACUGAAGCAUCAUGUUGGAAUAAUCAACAUAAACUUUAGGGAUACAUUUCUUGGGAACUUCGUGGAGAGCCUUGUAUUGCUUGACAUAGGGAAAAAAGAUACUAUGGGGGCAGCUGUCUAAAUGAAAGUGAAAUGACAUUAACUGCAUGCAGAGUGUGUUCAUUAUCCUUGGAAUGGAUGAUUUCAAUAUCUUCCAAAUUUGAUAGAUAUCGAUAUGGGGAUUUGAUCCC